Prunus avium (sweet cherry) is the source of this 667-nucleotide messenger RNA. Its product is annotated as putative WRKY transcription factor 75. The record is from RefSeq and is a predicted model, not a curated record. Lineage: Eukaryota; Viridiplantae; Streptophyta; Magnoliopsida; Rosales; Rosaceae. Gene Ontology annotation, biological process: regulation of DNA-templated transcription. Gene Ontology annotation, molecular function: DNA-binding transcription factor activity; sequence-specific DNA binding.
AGUCCAUAUAAAUUAAUCAAUCUUAUCACUAACCCAUCUCUCUCUCUCUCUCUCUCUCUCUCUCUCUCUGAUGGAAAAUUACCAAACAUUUUUUUCCUCGCCAGCAAUACCACCAACUUCUUCUUCCUUGUCAUUGAACAUGGGGAACCCUCAUGGCGCUUACAGUACUACUGAUCAUCUUCAAUUCCAAAAUAACAAGUCACCACCAGCAAAUGGAUUCUUGGGGCUGAUGUCAGAUAUGGAGGUUUCAAACAAUAUUAAUUCUUCCCAGAGCAAAAGCUUUGGGGGGCCUGAAGGUGCUGUGAGGUCAGGGACGAAGAAGGGGGAGAAGAAGAUAAGAAAACCCAGAUAUGCUUUUCAAACGAGGAGCCAAGUUGAUAUCCUUGAUGAUGGAUAUCGAUGGAGGAAGUAUGGUCAAAAAGCAGUGAAGAACAACAAGUUUCCAAGAAGCUACUACCGGUGCACGCAUCAGGGGUGCAAUGUGAAGAAGCAAGUUCAGAGGUUAACCAAAGAUGAAGGCAUUGUUGUGACAACUUAUGAAGGCAUGCACUCUCAUCCCAUCGAGAAAUCUACCGAUAACUUUGAGCAUAUUUUGAGCCAGAUGCAAAUCUACACUUCAAUUUAAUUAUGCCCCUCAGAGACAAUAUUUUACAUGUAAAACCUCUAC